GACAAACCUGUUAUGAUAAUGGGAGCAGAUGUGAAUCAUGCUCCAGCCUCUGAUAAAAGUGGAACUCCCUCCAUAGCUGCAGUAGUGGGUUCACUGGACAGAUUUGCAUCCAGAUAUGCUGUUGAAGUCUGUCCCCAGACAUCACGAAAUGAAAUGAUUGAGAAUAUGAAAGAAAUGACACGAAGCCUUUUGUUGUCAUUUCAUGAUGCUACCCACGGUAAGAAGCCUCAGCGAAUUAUCAUUUACCGAGAUGGUGUAAGUGAAUCCCAGUUUUUAGAAGUUCUUGCUUAUGAACUAAGAGCAAUGCGUGAAGCUUGUACCACCUUGGAGAAGGGUUAUGAACCUGGCAUAACAUUCAUUGUAGUGCAGAAAAGGCACCACACCAGGUUCUUUCCAGUUAAUGAGAGAGACGGUGUUGGCAGGUGCAAAAAUGUCCCUCCAGGAACAGUGGUGGACACCGAAGUCACACACCCUACUGAUAUUGAUUUUUUCCUCUGCUCACAUGAGGGUAUAAAGGGUACUAGUAAGCCAACACAUUACCGUGUGCUUUGGGAUGAUAAUGACCUGUCCUUCAAUCAGUUGGAAGCUUUCUCUUAUGCCAUGUGUCACCUCUAUGCUCGUUGUGCCAGAUCAGUGUCAAUACCCACUCCUGCCUAUUAUGCUCAUUGGGCAGCAUAUAGGUAAGUUAUUUAUUUUACCACUGCUC
Macrobrachium nipponense is the source of this 706-nucleotide messenger RNA. Its product is annotated as protein argonaute-2-like. Lineage: Eukaryota; Metazoa; Arthropoda; Malacostraca; Decapoda; Palaemonidae. Gene Ontology annotation, biological process: regulatory ncRNA-mediated post-transcriptional gene silencing. The coding region runs from base 13 to 684 and encodes 223 amino acids. The record is from RefSeq and is a predicted model, not a curated record. The transcript has 4 exons. Gene Ontology annotation, molecular function: miRNA binding; RNA endonuclease activity; single-stranded RNA binding.